Molecule: messenger RNA, 2206 nt
Organism: Brassica napus (rape)
Lineage: Eukaryota; Viridiplantae; Streptophyta; Magnoliopsida; Brassicales; Brassicaceae
Product: alpha/beta hydrolase domain-containing protein 17B
Exons: 5
Coding region: 561-1445 (294 amino acids)
Source: RefSeq, a predicted model, not a curated record
AAAAAAAGAGUAAAGAUGGUUUUAGUACACAACAUUGUGAACUAAUUAAAGGCUUCUAAUUUGAUGGAAACCCGUAUAAUCAAUAAAAAUGUCUCAAAGUACUAUUUUUUUUUCGGACAACCAAAAUGUCUCAAAGUACAAAGGUGAUAAGAGUUAGGAAUAACAUCUUUGUUGAUUCUUAACCUGAUAUGCUAUUCAUGUACAUCCUUACUAUUAGAUGAACGUAAGUACAAAUGUCCUCAUCGUACAUUCCCAUUUCGGCGAGAACGCUGUCUUAAAAAUUAAAAUCAAUACAUCUCAGCUUCUUCUCCCCCGCAAGAUUGGAUCAAAUAUUCUCCACCAUCACCUUCCAUUCUUUUACUCUCCUCUCGCCUAAACAUAAACCCACCAAAAAACAAAAACUCCUAACUUUUUUUUUCUUUUCUUAGAUCGAAAGAGAGAGGGAGGGAGAGAUUUUGGGAUUUCGAUAGAAAUUUUUUGUUCUUUCCCUUUUUUGUUUUCUUUGGCAAAAUUGUUAUUGUUAUGGGGUAAUGUGACGUUUUGGCCAAAAAAAUAAAAAUAUGGGUAAUGUGACGUCAAACGUGGCGGCGAAGUUCGCUUUCUUCCCACCAACACCGGCUACGUACGGCGUAAGUAAAGACGAGGAGACCGGAAAGCUCACGUUCACCGGAGUCACCCCGGAAAAAAGCAUGGAGGUUCACCAAGUUACCACCAAGUCCGGCAACAAAGUCGUCGCUACGUUUUGGAAACACCCAUUUGCAAGAUUCACUCUCCUCUAUUCCCAUGGCAAUGCUGCUGAUCUCGGCCAAAUGGUCGACCUCUUCAUCGAGCUCCGAGCUCAUCUCCGUGUCAACAUUAUGAGCUAUGACUAUUCAGGCUAUGGAGCUUCAACAGGCAAGCCGUCUGAGAGCAACACGUACCACGAUAUCGAGGCUGUGUACAACUGUUUGAGGAGCGAGUACGAGAUCCAGCAAGAGGAGAUGAUUCUGUAUGGUCAGUCCGUUGGAAGCGGGCCAACGUUGUACUUGGCGUCUCGAUUGAAAAGACUAAGAGGGGUUGUUCUACACAGCGCAAUUCUCUCCGGGAUUAGAGUCUUGUACCCUGUCAAAAUGACAUUCUGGUUCGACAUAUACAAAAACCUUGAUAGGAUACGCCAUGUCGCAUGCCCUGUUCUUGUCAUACAUGGAACAAAAGAUGAGGUCGUGAACAUGUCACACGGGAAGCGAUUGUGGGAGCUUUCAAAGGACAAGUAUGAUCCAUUGUGGGUAAAAGGAGGAGGGCAUUGCAACUUGGAGACAUAUCCUGAGUACAUAAAGCACCUUCGCAAGUUCAUAAACGCAAUGGAGAAACUCGCUCUCAAGAAUCCACCAACCAAGGAACUAGAUGAUGAGCCAAGAAAUAACGAAACUAAGCACAAUUGUUGCCUAAGCUUCAAGAAAAAGUAGAGCUGGAACUGAAGAUAGCAGUAACAGAGAUUCAAAAGACACACUUAUGAUUAUCCUCAAAUGUGAUCAUUUCGAUUUCAACGAGGUGCAGUUACAAACGAUACAAAGGCGAAACCAGAUCUAAUCUUUGUAGGUGUUAGCCUAUGUAAACAAAGAAUUUAAUGUAGGAGACGUUUGGAAAAAUCAUUACUUGUUGAUGAAGCAACCAAAUCAAAGAGCUUAAAAGACUGUACAGCGAAAUAGUAUUUUACCUGAUGGUUUCAGUUUUGUUUUUCUGUUUUUUUAAUUAAAUAAAAUGAAAAUUUUGGCUUAUAGGAUUCUGUAGAAUCCAAUCCAAGACCGCAUACUCGAGUGGCUUACAAGAUAGAAUAAAAGGAUUUAGUGUUUUCAUCCUUUUAGUCAAAGUGUCGGCAUAAACAUUUUAAUUACCGGGAAUAAGACCUAAGAUACAAUUCUCGAAAAAACACUAGUGGUACAAACAUAGUCUAACUCUAUUUUAAUGGCUGGCCAAUCCACAAAGUCUUCAAUUAUCUAAAUCAGCAAUCCGUCACAUUUUUGUUUUUCUGUUAUGUAGUUGAAAGUAUAAAUUCCAACAAACAAGCUAGCCUAUUAGCUUAAAUAUGUUAGAAGUUAAUGUCAUAAGGGCCCUGUUCGUUUACAUGUCGUAGACCGCGCGACAAGUAAACGAACAUGGCCUAAUGUGUUGUUUACUUCUUUGAAAUGAGAGAAUUAUUUGAUGCCAUAUGUAAUAUUGUUAAUAU